Messenger RNA from Penaeus vannamei (Pacific white shrimp), 3103 nucleotides. Its product is annotated as dCTP pyrophosphatase 1. Gene Ontology annotation, molecular function: dCTP diphosphatase activity. The record is from RefSeq and is a predicted model, not a curated record. Gene Ontology annotation, biological process: DNA protection; dCTP catabolic process. Lineage: Eukaryota; Metazoa; Arthropoda; Malacostraca; Decapoda; Penaeidae. Gene Ontology annotation, cellular component: cytosol.
GACAAAGGUAAACAAACUCGGCACGUGAAGGCACCACAUCACCAACGACAGAACCAUGGCCCAAAGCGAUCCUGAGGACAGAGAGUUCAAAUUCAGCUCAAACCUUAGCCUCGAGGAGAUACGUUCCGACCAGCACAACUUCUGUAAAGAGCGCAACUGGGCACAGUUCCACCCUCCACGGAAUGUCUUGUUGGCGCUGGUAGGGGAGGUGGGCGAACUCUCAGAACUGUUCCAGUGGCGUGGAGAGGUUACAAGAGGGCUGCCAGACUUCUCAGCGCAUGAGAAAACCCGCGUGGGCGAAGAGCUCAGUGACAUUCUGAUAUACCUAGUGGAUUUGGCAGAACAGUGUGAGAUUGAUCUGCCUCGGGCGGUGAAAGAGAAGAUGGUCAAGAAUGCAGAGAAGUACCCAGUGGAAAGAGUAAUCGGUCGGAGUGACAAGUAUAAUGAUUAUCCUGAGUACCUUCUCCAGGAGGCCCCAGCGGGCGAGGAACCCCAGCCAGAAAGGGAGGAGGGUGAUGGCAGCGAAUGAGGAAUGAAGCUAAAAGUAACAUUUCUCUUGAAUAUGUGUGUGUGUGUCAGUUGUGAAGGGUGAAUGUGGCAUUUUUCUGUCUGUUUUAUCAUAUGGGUUUUGUCAUGCUGUCUCCCUCUGUCUCUUGCAGUCAAUCUCUAUUUUAUCUCUUUUAUCCAUUUCCAUUUUUCUCUCUUUUUUUUAUCCUUCUUCCUGCCCCUCUGUUCCUUAUGUGGCCCUCCUCCCUUAUUCUAUCUGUACCUUCUUCCCUUUUGUUCUCCACCUCCCUUAUUUCAUCCUUCCAUCUUCCCUUGCCACAUUUCCCUCCGAUGCCUCUUUUCCUUUUCUGUCUUUAAGCUCAAAAUCACACAACACAGCAUGAAAGGAAGCCAAGCUGUCCAUGAAGAGCAUUCCAUUUUUACCUGGUGGUAGUUAUAAUGAUCAAAGAAAUAUGUGUUAAAGGGGGACAGCUGUUAAGUAAUAAGAUGCUUAACCCACUUGUGACAGGUAACAUACUAUUUCAUCACGGUGAAUAGUCACAGAUGCUGGAUGACACCUCUUCAUGUCAUAAGUCUACAUUUUGACUGCCAAGAUUGUGUGCUUGACCACAAUCUGGACAGUCACCCAGGCAUGGAGUGGUUCACACUAUUGUACACUCAUCGUCAGUAGAAUUUGCUGAAACUUUUUAUCUGUCAUUAUUGGGUUAAGGGAAGAAUUCGGGUUUCCAUUGAAGUGAAUGUAAAGCAGGAGAGAUUGGAGCAGCAUUAUUUGAGGGAGGGGCAGAAACAUUCCCACCCAUUCCUUGUUGAUGCAGUUUGAGUGUUGUUACAAUAAGCACAUACAAAAGGAAAGUUUGUUGUUGAAUAGCAUAGUUUUAAGGAAAUGCAUUGUUGAUGUAUCUUUUUUUCAAAAGCACAAGAGAGAAUUAUUACCUAAUGCACAAGUGUAUCACAGUCAUCACUCUUGUCUGCAGGCAAGAAAAGAGCAAAGGGUUUGGUAGCAUAAGGAGCCUAUGAAAGAAUGCACAAGUUGUUAUUCAGGUCAAUGAUAUAAUUUUUAUUAUUUUUUCUUUCUGGUUCACAAGGUAAUUUGAGGUAUAGUGUUUUAAGGUUUUCAUUGUGGUUGCAUCCUUGCCAUGAUGCUGAACCUCAGUCUCAGCUGAAAUGUUGAUACUCUUUUUGACCAGAGUGUUAUAUAUAUAUACCAUAGGUAAGAAAUUUAUAUAUUUUUUUAGAUGUUUCCAUUUUUACCCAGCAAGAUAAAUGGGUCACAUCACCAUUUUGAAUUUUAGGGAAAGGGUAUUCCAUCCUCAUACAGGCAAACAUCAGUCACAUAAUUGCAUGCAUUAAGGUUCAUACAAACUAACACUAGAAUUGACAAUCUCAAAGCCACACUGUGGAGAUGUCUCAAUCUUUACAUGUUUGUCCAUGUUAAAUUUGCUGCAGAUUUUUUUUUUUUUUUUUUUUCACUCUAGGAGCUCAGUAUAUCCAUGAAUAGGUAAUUUACAUACCAAAAAGUUUGAUAAUCUAUGCAGAAUGUCCAGGGAAAAGUAGAUCUGCACAGAAACAUGUCAAAGACUAACAAGAGUACUUUGAGAACAGCCGAACAGUGCAUGCAGAAACCAAGAGAUCGAGAUAAUGAAUGAAGGACUAGUAGUUUGGCAAGCAUCUUGGUAUGUUCUUGUACUGAGGAAGGGAGUAGUUCAAUAAUGCACAUAUGAUGUGCUCUGUGAUCACAUGAGUGAGCCAGAGGAUACAUCAGAGUCCAAGGUGGUGUGUCCUCAACCAGCACAAAGCAGUGUGUAUAGAGAUAAGUUUCAAGAUAAGUUCCGAGAUAAGUUCCUAGUUUUGAGUAAGUCAGCAGGGUGUGCAACGGAUGUGUUCAUGAACUUUAUAAGUUUUAAGGCUUCCUUUUGAAAGUGUUUGAAAACACUAUUUAGUAAUGAAAACGUCAUGUCUCAAUGCCUCGGCCAGGAGGCUUAGAGAUGAUAGGGACAGAAAAUAAUGCCAGUGAUUUUGUAGUAUACAGCAUUGUUUUAGAAUCAGUUUUCAGUCUUUUGGUGAGACAAUAAUGUACUUGAAAUAACUGAAAAAUGUUUGAUCUUUCUGAAAACAAAAUCUCUCUUUAGAAAGUAACCUGAUAGAUAAUUUUCCAUUAUAGUGAUAGCAGAGUUUCUGUAGAAUGAUAGUUCUUCAAUUUCAAUAAGAAUAUGUUAUAGAUUUAAUCCUUGGAAGUAGUUAGUGCACACAUUAUUAGUAUAUAGGACGUGUUUUUGUAUUUAGAAAGAUGUCCGUUUUAAUAGUUAUCACAGUCCAGAGUUGAUACAUAGUUGACUUGUUUUAGGAGUGCCCAGAAAUUGUUCAUGUGGGGGGAAGGAGGGAGAGGGGACAGUCUAGUGUAUACCCCACCCACACUCAACUGUAUACUGAUAUAUAGAUGUGUAAUCAAUACUGUCCACUCUUUUUCAGAUAUAUGCUUAUAUAACUAUCACAUGUGUGAUUGUUUGACGAUUAUCCUUUUUUUGUUAUGAGUGUUAUGUAUAUGCUUGUAUAAAUACCACAUGUUUUCAGGAUUCACAUCACCGUCCCAUCCCUA